UAUAGAUUUCUGAUCAUUGGAUGAGGAGGAUAACCUGUGAAAAAUGGCUGAUUUAACCAAGACAGAAGAACAGGAAGUAGAGAAGAGUUUGGAUGAAGAAGCAGAGAAAAUGCCUCAUACUUCAGAAGCAGAUUUAGGUGCCGGUGGGGAAGAUAAUGAUGGCUCAGCUUCGGGUGCAGUGCAGUCCACUGAAAGUGAGAAAGAAGUUGACAGUGGUAAUCAAGAUGACAGCACAAAAAGGAAGAAUUUAGAUCCUGAAGAUGAACCUGGUAAAAGACUUCAGACAGGCCACGGGCAAGCUGUAGCUGCACAUUAUAAUGAAAUGCAAGAGGUUGGGUUGGAGAAACGCAGCCAGUCUCGCAUCUUCUACCUCCGGAACUUCAACAACUGGACAAAGAGUGUCCUCAUUGGUGAAUUCAUAGACCGGGUACGACGGAAAAAGAAUGACAUCACUGUUUUGGAUCUGGGAUGUGGCAAAGGUGGAGACUUGCUGAAAUGGAAAAAAGGCAGAAUUAAAAAGCUUGUUUGCACUGAUAUUGCUGACAUUUCUGUGCAGCAGUGCAAGCAGAGGUACGAGGACAUGAAAGGUCGCUGCCGGUACAACGAGCGGAUUUUCGAUGCGGAGUUCAUACAGGCAGACAGCACCAAGGAUCUCUUGUCUUCCAAAUACAAUGAUCCGGAUACCCGCUUCGACAUUUGCAGCUGUCAGUUUGUUUACCAUUACUCGUUUGAGACUUAUGAACAGGCUGACAUGAUGCUUAAAAAUGCUUGUGGCAACCUCUCUCCUGGAGGCUAUUUCAUUGGCACAACUCCAAACAGCUUUGAGCUUGUAAAGCGACUGGAAGCUUCAGAAACAAAUUCCUUUGGCAACGAUGUGUACAGUGUGAAGUUUGAGAAGAAGGGAGAGUAUCCCUUGUUUGGCUGCAAGUACGAUUUUCACCUGGAAGAAGUGGUUGAUGUCCCUGAGUUCUUGGUUUACUUUCCAUUACUGGAAGAAAUGGCGAAGAAGCACGGCAUGAAGUUAGUCUACAAAAGGACAUUUCGGGAAUUCUAUGAAGAAAAAAUCAAGAACUAUGAGCAUAAAAUGUUGUUAAAGAGAAUGCAGGCCUUGGAGCCAUAUUCUCCAUCUGAUGAUUCCAGGCUUGUUUCUGAUAAACCUGAUGACUAUGAGCAUGCAAAAGAGUUCAUCAAAGACAGCCAGGCCAAGUUACCAUUGGGAACUCUGAGUAAAUCUGAAUGGGAAGCAACAAGUAUUUACUUGGUGUUUGCCUUCGAGAAACAGCAGUGACACUUACCGUAGAUGAAGAGGAGAUGAAAUCCAUGUGCAAGUUGGAGUGGUCAGAAAGGCAUUGUGGCAACUGUUUUUUAUUUGUGGAUUUUUGUAGCAGUGUGCAGGACACUACCAAACCCAAGAGCCAGCUGACACUUCAGAGUCAUACUGCCUGUCUGGGACAGAUGGACUUGUGUGUAUAUAUCAGAAAGAUUCUCAGCCAGUCUUUUUAAGCCUUUGGAAGCAGUCUGCAUGUUCCCAAACCCCACCUCUGAACCUGUUAGAAAUGGUUUGUUUGUAGAAACACCUUUGUGGUUACAAGCCUGACCCUGCACCUCCUGAAACUGAUGGGGAAAUAGUCGUUGAUGUUGGUAGUGCAGAAUGAGGGCCUCAAUGUUGUCACUGCAGAGCUCACUUAGUUCAUAGUGAGAUGUAGGCAGACCCUGUAGGGUAUGUCUGCAUUGCAUGCAGAGCAAGUAGCACUCGGGUCACUCUCAAGUACCUCUGUGCUGUGCUCAGGCCUGCAGUGUGAAUCUACCCUAGUGGCAUCCAAGGCCAUAGUCUAUGUGGCAAAGUCCCACAUAGCUCCUGUUUAUUUUUGUGCUUGCUGAUGUGUAGUGUCACUUCAUGGUGCUUUUAAGAUUAAAGUAGUUUGUUCUGUACAAAUGUGCUCUCAAUUAAAUGGAUUUGUAAACUCUUCAA
Messenger RNA from Pogoniulus pusillus (Red-fronted tinkerbird), 1972 nucleotides. RefSeq names its product RNA guanine-7 methyltransferase (gene RNMT). The record is from RefSeq and is a predicted model, not a curated record. Gene Ontology annotation, biological process: 7-methylguanosine mRNA capping. Bases 44 to 1288 code for a protein of 414 amino acids. NCBI's taxonomy places the organism in Eukaryota, Metazoa, Chordata, Aves, Piciformes, Lybiidae. Gene Ontology annotation, molecular function: mRNA 5'-cap (guanine-N7-)-methyltransferase activity. Gene Ontology annotation, cellular component: nucleus. The transcript is spliced from 10 exons.